AUGAGUCUAUAUUUUGACAUACGUGUGCAAAAUCCUGAAACUGCUUCGAUAAGCACAUCUGUCGCUUGGCAUAAUAAUUACCCCUUAUUAGCUGUCGCUGCCUAUUCUCAAGAUAAAGGUGGUUUUGUAACAAUUUUUGAUGACCAAGGUGAACCUGUGCAAGAUGUUGAGCCAACAGGACACGCAGUAGCACAAGUCACUGCACUCGGAUGGCAUCCAGAGAGGACAUGGCUAGCAGCAGGAUGGGAGAGUGGAGAGCUGCGAAUAUGGCCAGGAGAUACUGGAAGUCAAGAAUUCAGUAUAAUUGUAACUCCCCAUAGAGAUCCCAUUACAAUUCUCCAAUGGAGUCAAUUUGGUGGUCGCUUGGUAUCUGCAGACACUGGUGGAUCUAUAGUUGGCUGGAAAAUAGAUUCCAGAGGACAACUUCUUAUGACAUUUCAUCAUGAAUUAAAAGAGUCUUUUACACAAAUUGCAUUUAAAACAGCUCCUCCAAAGCCAGCUGUUGACAUUAGUGGUUUGGCAAAGGCAGCAGUGGCUGGGGAUGAACGAGCUUUGGAUCUGUUUAGUUCCUGGCGUCCAAGAACCGCCGCACCAACAGUAGUUUCGACUCAACGUGACAACCAUGCAUUCUACAUUGGUACUGCAAGUGGUACUAUAUAUUUCAUUGAUAUUCAAGGGCAAUGCAAGGAAGUAUUCAAUACUGAUGGUGCAGGACUACUUUGCCUGUUGCAUCAUCAAAAUAGAGACUCGAUUGUCGUCAUGACAGAAGGAUUGAACAUCGGGCACUUUCAAGCAGAUCCGAUUAGUGGGGAACUCAUAGAGUUAACAAAGGUAAAACUGAGCGGCAGAAGCGACACAUCGCGCACUAGCGCUACUCUAUGUUGGAUCAGCGGGAACACUUUAGCAGUGCUUACAGGUGAACUCGCUGUACGUUGCUGGGACCUUCACACUGGCGACACGUAUGUUCUGUCGCCUCCAGACUCGACCAAUGGAAACAUCGCUAGUCCUCAAGAAAUGUGUACCAGCUUGGCAUUUUGCAAAGCCAAUGACAGUUUGGCUGCCGGCACCAACUUGGGAACGAUCUACUUAUGGAAGCGAAAAAACGUGUCCGAGUGCGACGAGAACGCCUGGCCGAGCGUGCCGGAGUCCUGCGCGAUCCACGGCACAGUGAAGCAGUUGACAUGGGGUACUAGCUUAUCACGGAAUUCCCUCUUGGCUGUGAACUGCAUCACCAAUGUCUUCAUUCUGCAUCAGCAGCCAAUGUGCGCCGUGUAUAACGACGGUGUUUGCGCGAGUCAACUCACUCCCACGCAGAUUUUACUCGAGCUGGAUGAACAGACGUACAUGUUGAAAACAGAGAUUCAGGUGCAGGCCGUCGCAGUCACGAGGGAGUACGUCGCCGUUUCCUCCGGCAGACAAAUAAUCGUGAACCGCAUCAACCGAGGCGCCAAUUUGAAUACAGUUUUAUUGGCGACCUUCAGUUGCGACACGGAGAAAAUGUUGAUCUACGAGCACACGCUGAUUGUGUUGACUCCGAUGAUCCUUCAACUGCGAUCCAUGGAAGGUUCCAUCAUUCAAACGCUCCCCACGUUACCAGAAGAAGGUGAACCGAUCACUAUGGAGUUAACAGGGCAAUAUUUGACAGUAGCAUCGUUAAAUGGUAUCUUGAAGAUUUGGGACUUGGGCAAGCGUGAGGCUAAGUUGCACACCCGAGCUAUGGCAACAUACGAGGCUAUCAGCGAUUUUGCCGAGAUCAUCGAGGCAAGAUGUAAUGCGGAUUGCCAUUGCGUUUCCAUCACAGUUGCCAUGGCCAAUCUCAUGCCUAGCUCGGUUUUAUAUGUUUGGGACAUCGAAAGUGAUCAGAUCCAUGAAUUUGACUUUGGCGAGUCAGACGAUAUCAUUGACGAUGACAACACUAUGCUAACUACACAAUGCAGAGGGAGAUUGGUCACGGCGCACUGCUGGGACGUAGAAGACCCCAGACUAUUAGUGUGUCGAGCCCAGAGAUUGGAAAACCGUGACUCUAAGAACUUCAACAAGGACGGUGAUCAGAUCGCACAAGCCUCCGUGGUGUUGGUAUCGUUGUUCGCAACGUCGGACCAUGGUAUAGUCGUACAAGACGUUAAGCCGAUUGCUGAUGAGAAUUGCCGUUUGUUAGGUGUGCAGUCACCGCAUAUCGUUAUCUUAAAUUCUGAAAAGACUUUGGAUAGAACGAGUAAGAUAACACGCUUACUGAUGAGAGACUUCGAGGAAUUGGGUGACUGUGAUUCCGUCACGAGGAAGGCGGUGAUGGAUUUCAGUUAUCACAUCAGUGUGGCAAACAUGGACGAGGCCUUCAAGGCCAUUAAAUCUAUACAAAACGAGGCUGUCUGGAAGAGCUUGGCUAGAAUGUGCGUGAAAACGAAACAACUAAACAUGGCUUUGCUCUGUUUGGGCCACAUGAAGCAGGCCAGCGCCGCGCGGGCUCUUCGCGAAGCGAUGCAGGACGAUAGUUUGAGCCUGGAGGCGCAAGUGGGAAUUCUGGCGGUUGAGCUUGGUCUUCAUGCUGAUGCGGAACGUCUAUUUCGUGAAACGAAACGUUUGGACCUAUUGGGACGGCUGCUCGAGGCGCGGAAUAAAUUCAAGGAAGCGAUCGACCUAGCCAGCAACGAGAACAAGAUUCGGGAGAAAACCAGUUACUAUAAUUACGCUCGCGCGUUGGAGCAGCAGGGUAAAGUAGCGGAGGCCAUUGAUAUGUACACAAAAGCAGAUUGUCAUCGAUUCGAAGUGCCACGGAUGCUCUUGAUGAGACCCCGAGAACUCCUCGUGUACCUCAAUAAUUCAGAAGAGCCGGAGAUCAAAAACUGGCAUGCUCAGUACACUGAGUCGACCGGCGACAUGGAAGCGGCCUUGCGUCUGUACGAGCAAGCGAAGGAUACCCUGUCAAUGACGAGGUUGCUCUGUUACUUCGGCCGAGAGGACGAGGUGUCUGAGCUGGUAACCAGAACGGGUCAUGCCGCGUCUGCGUAUCAUCUUGCUGCGCAUUGCGAGUCGAAGAACAAUGUGUCGCAAGCAAUCCAUUUCUACACAGUCGCUAAAGCUUAUACCAACGCGAUUCGACUGUGUAAGGAGCAUGACAUGUUGGAGGAAUUGUGGCCAUUGGCUAUAUUAGCGCCGCGACAUUCACAGAUAGACGUCGCAAAAUUUUACGAGGACAAUGACCAGUCGGAUCGCGCAGUAUUAUUGUAUCAUAAGGCCGGUCUUUUGCACAAAGCCUUGGACGUCGCGUUCAGAACGCGACAAUAUGGGGCGUUGCAGCUGAUCAUCAUGGACGUAAACGCGGAUUCUGAUCCGGCGCUGAUACGGAAGUGCGCCGAUUACUUCAUGCAAAACGAGCAGAUCGACAAAGCAGUGGACCUACUCGCGACUGGCAAAGAUUAUAUGGCGGCGUUGGAACUGAUUCAGCAGCACAAUGUCGCGCUGAGCGAAGAGCUCGCGGAGAAACUGACGGUCGAGAAAGGCAGCAACGACGAUAUGGAGCACGAACGCUUGCGAAUCUCUACGCUUGAGAAAAUUGCGGAGAUCGCCUUCGAUCAGGGCAACUACCAUCUCGCGACAAAGAAAUUCACGCAGGCCGGUAACAAGCUGCGCGCCAUGAAGGCGUUGCUCAAGUCCGGCGAUACCGAGAAGAUUUGCUUCUUCGCGCAGGUCUCGAGGAACCGCGAAAUUUACAUUAUGGCGGGUAAUUACCUGCAAUCAUUAGACUGGCAGAAUCAACCGGAAGUCUUAAAGAACAUCAUUAGCUUCUACUCGAAGGGCAAGGCGAUGGAUCUGCUGGCGAACUUUUAUGUGGCGUGCGCGCAAGUAGAGAUCGACGAGUUUCAGAAUUACGAGAAAGCGUUGGACGCGCUGAAUCAAGCGAGCAGGUGUUUAACCAAAGUGGUGAUGCCACGGGAUCCGGAUCUUCACAAGCAAGCGGUGGAGCUAGUAAAUAACAGGAUGUCGGCGAUUAAACGUUAUUUAGAUAUUAAAAGGUUGUUCGACAAAGGUGAGACGGAAACGGCGAUGCAACAUGUGCGCCACUUGCUGGAUUCUCAAGGACCAAAUCUAGAGCAAUCGGUGCGUCGUGGUGACUUGUUCGCAACGAUUACGCAACAUUACGCCGAUAUAGGAGACACUGAUAAAGCUUGGGCUACUAUCGAGGAAUUGAAACGUUUGGUACCGGGUAUCAAUCUGAGUUAUUAUUUUAAUAUUAAUCUCCUCGAAGCACUGGGUUACAAAAUGAAAGUACAACGACAGGACAGUUCCGAUAAAGAUGAUGGAAUUGAGGAGCUUUUAGGAGAAUAAAAAUCUAUUAAGCCUAAUUUUGCCUGCAAAAUGACUAGAGAAUUUGUGAGAUAGAAUUAACUUUGUUAAUCUAGUAUAUUAGAUUUAAUAAGCACUUGUUUCUUAAUAAUAAAGAAAUUCCGUCCAUCUAGUACUGUAUUCUAAUACUGUAACAAUAAUGUAUUGUAUGUAUACCGUAUAUUCCUGUUUUAAUGACACUGUUGCAACUUUGCAACAGUAUUGCAGUAAGAUUGUACAACUCAUCUGCAAUAUUGAGAUAAACUAUUUUUACAAUACUUCUGCAAUAAUGUUAUAUAGAAGCUAGUAUGAUAUAAAUGAGAGAAUAUAAAUAUAUCUCUGAAUUU
Messenger RNA from Harpegnathos saltator (Jerdon's jumping ant), 4670 nucleotides. It is a transcript of the gene rempA, whose product is annotated as intraflagellar transport protein rempA. The coding region runs from base 1 to 4326 and encodes 1441 amino acids. Gene Ontology annotation, molecular function: protein binding. The record is from RefSeq and is a predicted model, not a curated record. Gene Ontology annotation, cellular component: ciliary basal body; axoneme; intraciliary transport particle A. Gene Ontology annotation, biological process: intraciliary retrograde transport. Lineage: Eukaryota; Metazoa; Arthropoda; Insecta; Hymenoptera; Formicidae. The transcript is spliced from 12 exons.